Messenger RNA from Nicotiana attenuata, 2115 nucleotides. RefSeq names its product casein kinase 1-like protein HD16. Gene Ontology annotation, cellular component: cytoplasm; nucleus. The record is from RefSeq and is a predicted model, not a curated record. Gene Ontology annotation, biological process: signal transduction; endocytosis; peptidyl-serine phosphorylation. Gene Ontology annotation, molecular function: ATP binding; protein serine/threonine kinase activity. NCBI's taxonomy places the organism in Eukaryota, Viridiplantae, Streptophyta, Magnoliopsida, Solanales, Solanaceae. The transcript has 16 exons. Bases 260 to 2074 code for a protein of 604 amino acids.
UUCAUUUCAAUUUUCACCCAAAACUCCCCCUACACUUUUGAUAUUUCUUUGGGUAUAAUUUCUUCAUCAAACCCUAGCAUAAAAUUCCCCUACACUUCACUCAAACUCAAUUUUGUUUCUUUUUUCCAUUUUUGCUGAAUUGUUUCGAACUCAGUUUAUUUACUAUCUCUAUUUGCAUGGGUAGUAAUGAAUUGCCAGUAGUAGCUGCUCAAAAACCAGCAACGAAAACCAGAGUCUGAAGAGGGAAGAAUAGAAGGAAAUGGGGGAUGAGAGUGGUGGGUUGAGUGCUAAUAAUAACAAAGGAACUGGACAUGAAGAUGAGAGUAACUCCUCCCCUUUCCCUGACAAGGUGCAAGUAGGAGGGUCACCAGUUUAUAAGGUUGAAAGGAAGUUAGGUAAAGGUGGUUUUGGUCAUGUAUUUUUGGGUCGUCGUCUUUCUAGUGGAAAUGAACGUUCAAUUGGUCAAGGGGCUGUGGAGGUCGCACUGAAAUUUGAGCAUACAAGUAGCAAAGGUUGUAACAAUGGUCCUCCAUAUGAGUGGCAAGUUUACAAUACUCUUGGAGGCAGCCAUGGGGUGCCUAGGGUGCACUAUAAAGGGAUAAAAGGAGACUAUUAUGUAAUGGUUAUGGACAUUUUAGGGCCUAGCUUAUGGGACAUGUGGGAUUCCUCUGGGCAGGCGAUGUCUUCAGAAAUGGUGGCAUGUAUUGCAGUUGAGUCUUUGUCAAUUUUGGAAAAACUGCAUGCUAAAGGCUACAUUCAUGGAGAUGUAAAGCCAGAGAACUUUUUGCUUGGUCAGCCAUCAACACCGCAUGAGAAGAAGUUGUUCCUUGUUGACUUGGGACUAGCAACAAAGUGGAGAGAAAAUACGAAAGGUCUGCAUGUGGUAUAUGAUCAGAGACCUGACAUGUUUAGGGGGACUGUUCGGUAUGCAAGUGCGCAUGCGCACUUGGGAAGGACUGCCAGUAGAAGAGAUGAUCUGGAAUCACUUGCAUAUACACUCAUUUUUCUUCACCAAGGCAGGUUGCCAUGGCAAGGGUUUCAGGGCGAUAACAAAUCGUUUUUGGUCUGCAAAAAGAAGAUGGAAACAUCUCCGGAUACGCUUUGCUGCUUCUGUCCAGCGCCUCUGAGAGAGUUUCUCGAUAUAGUAAUAAAUAUGAAAUUUGAUGAAGAACCUAAUUAUUCGAAGUUAAUCUCUUUAUUUGGGAGCUUACUUGGACCUGAUCCUGCUAUAAGACCAAUUAACACUGAUGGUGCCCAAAAAGUGAUUAUUCAAGUUGGCCAAAAGCGAGGGAGAUUAAAUCUAGAGGAGGAAGAAGAGCAGCCUAGAAAGAAGGUUCGCAUGGGAGUUCCUGCAACACAGUGGAUUUCGAUUUACAAUGCCAGAAAGCCCAUGAAACAGAGGUACCAUUAUAAUGUAGCAGAUACAAAGCUGGCACAGCAUGUGGAGAAAGGGAAUGCAGAAGGUUUAUAUAUAAGUUGUGUGGCAUCUUGUUCCGACUUGUGGGCUAUUAUCCUGGAUGCUGGAAAUAAAUUCACGAGCCAAGUUUAUGAGCUAUCACCAUUAUUCUUGCACAAGGAGUGGAUAAUGGAACAGUGGGAGAAGAACUAUUAUAUUAGUUCUCUUGCUGGUGCCACCAAUGGAAGCUCUCUUGUUGUAAUGUCAAAAGGCACACAGUUCACUCAGCAGUCCUACAAAGUGAGUGAGUCAUUUCCGUUCAAGUGGAUAAGCAAGAAGUGGAAAGAAGGGUUCCAUGUAACCUCCAUGGCAACUGCUGGCAGUAGGUGGGCAGUCGUUAUGUCUCGCAAUUCAGGAUUCAGUAACCAGGUAGUGGAACUCGAUUUUCUUUAUCCAAGUGAAGGCAUUCAUGAACGGUGGAAUAGUGGUUAUCGUAUUACAGCAACAGCUGCUACGUCAGAUCAAGCUGCUCUUAUCUUGAGCGUGCCUCGACGAAAACCUGGCAAUGAGACUCAGGAAACAUUGAGAACAUCUCAGUUUCCAAGCACACAUGUUAAGGAAAAGUGGGCAAAAAAUCUCUAUCUUUCUUGUCUAUGCUUUGGCCGAACUGUAUCGUGAGAAGUUGCAACAUCUGACGUUGGGUACCCCCCCCCCCCCCC